CGGUGUCCUUGGUAUGUAGACCUAAUCAGCACACAGAAGACAUGCUAUUCCAUCCCAUAUAGAUUGAAAACUUUUUCGGAAACAUCUGCGCGCCUAACGGUGACCGGGAUUUGGUUUUGUGCAUGAAUUUUAAAAAUGGCACUGAUUGAGAAUUGUAAAACCCAGCAGGCAAAAGAAACAGGGUCGGUGCAAAACCCGCCCUCUGAUGUUAUUGAACUAAACGUAGGAGGUCAGGUAUACUAUACUCGUCUCCAUACUUUAACAAGCAUCCCCAAUUCCUUACUGGGACGGUUAUUCUCCACCAAGAAGGGGUCCUCGAAUGAUUUGGCACGGGACCUCCGGGGACGUUAUUUUAUCGACAGAGAUGGUUUCCUGUUCCGAUAUGUAUUGGAUUAUCUGAGAGAUAAGCAGGUCGUUCUACCGGACCACUUCCCAGAGAAAGGGAGGUUAAAACGGGAAGCGGAAUACUUUGAACUCCCCAAACUGGUCAAACUGUUGGCGUCCGAGGAAUCUAAACAGUUUCAGGACGACCCUUUUCACAGUGAUUUGGACGACGCGUCGCUAGGCAGCGACCAGAGGAUAUAUUCCUCCUACUCUCUGGACCGGAGGCAUGGAUACAUAACCGUCGGUUUCAAAGGCACGUGUGCGGCACCGGGAGGCAAGGACAGCCAGAUUGACCCCAAAUCCCCAAAAGCAGUACCCAGAAUCUUCAUCAGCGGAAGGAUCGGCCUCGCCAAAGAAGUGUUUGGAAACACCCUGAACGAGAGCCGAGACGCGGACAGGCCUGCGGACAGGUACACCUCCCGGUUCUUCCUCCGGUUCCGUCACUUGGAGCGGGCCUUUGACAUGCUGUCGGAGAGCGGAUUCCACAACGUUGCCUGUAACUCGUCGAUCACCGCUUCUUCCAUCAGCCACUACGCACCGGAGAAAGUCUGGUCCAACUUCACGCAGUACGUCUUCUACCGUGGCCCAUCCAGGUGGUCUUCGUCCCACUGUGACUGCUGCUGCAAGAGCCACAGGAGCGAGCGUGAGGGAGAGAGCGGCACUUCUUUGAACGAGCUCUCUACUUCCUGUUCCGAGACCCAAUCAGAAGCCAGCUCCCCUCAGGGCACUGUCAUCUGUGGUUCCGUCAGCCGACAGCCUCACCCCAUCGCCCAGACCCUGGAACGGCCACUGAAGAAAGGGCCCGUUCAGCUGCUCCAGCCGUCGGAGGUGAGGAGGAAGACGGACCUGCUCCGUGUGAGGACCAUGGGGAUCAGGGAGCACCGGGACGCUGCAGCUAAGAGGAAGGCCAACAAGGAGAAGUUAACACCGGAGCAGGAGCUGGAGAGGUGCAUCCAGGACUUCCACAGGAUCAGGAUUCCUGAACGCUUCCCAGAGAAGAAGUACAUGUGGCAACAAGAACUGCUGAGGAAGUACCGUCUCUAA
Oncorhynchus keta (chum salmon) is the source of this 1428-nucleotide messenger RNA. Its product is annotated as BTB/POZ domain-containing protein KCTD16-like. The transcript has 3 exons. Gene Ontology annotation, cellular component: postsynaptic membrane; presynaptic membrane. Gene Ontology annotation, biological process: protein homooligomerization; regulation of G protein-coupled receptor signaling pathway. Lineage: Eukaryota; Metazoa; Chordata; Actinopteri; Salmoniformes; Salmonidae. The coding region runs from base 136 to 1428 and encodes 430 amino acids. The record is from RefSeq and is a predicted model, not a curated record. Gene Ontology annotation, molecular function: protein binding.